Messenger RNA from Chlamydomonas reinhardtii, 4952 nucleotides. RefSeq lists its product as uncharacterized. Gene Ontology annotation, molecular function: kinase activity. The transcript has a single exon. NCBI's taxonomy places the organism in Eukaryota, Viridiplantae, Chlorophyta, Chlorophyceae, Chlamydomonadales, Chlamydomonadaceae. Bases 32 to 3991 code for a protein of 1319 amino acids. The record is from RefSeq and is a predicted model, not a curated record.
CUACUACUACUUGUGUAAGUACUCAAGGGCCAUGGCUGACGCCGACGCUGCAAGACCACGACCUGGAAGGGUGCCAGUGGCGCCCAAGUCUUCGCCCGCUGCUCCAGGCCUUGCGUCUUACUUUUCCACGCUAGACCCGCUAGCUGAGCCAAGCUAUGAAAACUUGCAGCAGCUUUCAGCGCUUGAACAAAACGGAGUGUUGCGCAAUGAUGCCUUUCGCGCUGCGUUCGUUGUCGCGCACAUUUGGAGCUCGCAGGCUCUCGCUGGGCUGGCUCGGCAAGGCCGACGCUCCGCAGUGGCACGGCGAAUUUUUGUUAGCACGGGCAAGUGGUUUGAGAGCGCGACUGAAAGCGUCUCAUCAACCACGAUCCGGACUGGCCGCGCGCUGCUCCGGGCGGACGUGCUGAGCUCCUACGCCCGCUACCUGGCGAGGGUUGGACAGCCGGGCACGGCUGAGGCUGCUGGCGCCAGCGGCGCCCCCCUGACUCUCGAGCAGCAGCUACGGCGUGAUGAGGAGGACGCCGAGGUGGUGGCCGUCAUCACCCAAGUGCUGGAAUCGCUGGCCGCACUCGCAAGCGACGAGCCCUGCUCGCAGCACCCGCAGCAGGCGCAGAAGCCGGCGGCUGCAGGGGCCAGCAAGGCGGCUGGCAACGCGCAGCCCCCCGCCCCGCCUCCCCCGCCCUCCCUGGGCUCCGAGCUGCGCUCCGGCCUGCGCCGCAGUCAGGUGCUGGAGCACACCGCGGCGGCACUGCUGCGGCUGGCGGCGGCGGCGCCCGCGGAGGCGCCGCCCCCGGCCACCGCGCCGCCACAGCAGAUGUGGGUCCACGUGACACAGGCGACGUGUUACCUAUGCUGGAGCCUAAAACGGCUGCUGUCCAAGAAGGGGUGGGACGUGUCCCUGGCAAACUGGCACGCACUGGCGCCGUCGGGAGCACGCACGCCGCCGGCAGCCGCCUCCAGCAGCGCAGCAGCUGACGCAGACGCAGCUGAGAAGGCCGCACAAGCCGCCGCCGUCAGGGAGCGGGCGGCUCAGGUGCGGCCGCUGCUGUCCGGCCCGUGCCUGCAGUUCUUCCUGUGCUGGGCCCUGGGCUGCACCCGUCUGACGGUGGAGCAUGUGGCCGGGCUGGGCGGAGAACCCCGGGAGGUGGUGGAAGCGGGUGCAGACGCUGCUGCAGAGCUGGCGUUGCAGCCGCGGCUGCUGAUGCGGCCGCUGCAGCCCUCGCUCCGCCCGGUGGCUGAGGACCAGCUGGAGGAUUCGUGCCUGGUGCUGGCGGCGGCGUCACUGGCGUUUCAGGCCACAGUCGGCGGCGGCGGUGGCGACGGCGGCGAUGGCGGUGCGGCCGGCGCAGCGACUGCAUGGCCUCGUCAGCAGCAGCAGCAGCAGCAUCCGCAGCAGCGGGCGUGCACCACGCCCUACCCGCCUGCUUGCGUCUACGAUGCAGUGCGGAGUGUGUUGCCGGGCUUCUGCGCCCCCCAGCUCGACGACGAGGACGUUGACAGCGGCCCGGAGCGGACCGACGGCACCCUGCUGCUGGUGCGGCUGAUCGGAGAGCUGCCGAGCCGGGCGGCGGCGGCGCGGCUGCCGGGGCUGUGGCGGCUGCUGCUGCUGCAGCUAGGCUGUGGCCUAGUGGAUGCUAUGCAGGGACCUCUGUGCAAAGCCGCGCGGCUGCUACUGCCGAACGAGCUUGAUGCGAGGGCAACGGCGGCGGCAGCCAGCGGGGCGGCGCUGCUACAGCCGCCGCCGGGCCUCAGCUACAGCCUGCGCUGCGCGCUGGACGCGGGGCUGCUGCCGACACUGGAGCGAAUGCUGCGUGACCCGGAUGCGUGGUCCGCCCCGCCGGAUGACUGCGGUAGUGACGGCAGUGGCGACGGCGACGUCCGCGGCAGCGGCACGGACGGCGAAACCCGCAGCGAUGGCGUCCGCGUCCGCACCAACACGGAAAGCCAUGCCAACGUCGGCAAUCGCAGCGAUGGCGGCGGCAGUGACAGUGGCAGUGACAGCGACAGUGACAGCUGCGGGCGCGAGUCGGAGCACAGGCUGGAACUGCUGAUGCUGUUAAUGGGCGUGCUGGGCACCACGGGCGUGUGGCCGGCGCUGCUGGCGCACGGCUCCGUGCACCAGCUGGUCAGCCUCAUUGCCAGCCUGGGCGCCGUGUUCAGAAAUGAGAUGGUCGCCGAGGUCAGGAGCGCCAAUGCGAACCGCCUCGCGCUGGCCUUCGCGCUCACAGCCCUCCUACAGCAGGCAGUGGAUGCUGUGGAGUGGGGCGCAGGCCGGGGCGCUGGGGGUGCUGCUGGAGUGGAGCCGGCGCAGCAGCAGCAGCUGUCAAAGGGCCAGAGGAGGAAGCUCUGUAAGCGGAGGGCGGGGGGCGGCGGUGCUGGCGUGGGCGGCAGCAGCACCAGCAGCGGUGUCAGUGGCGCCGGCGUGGGUGUGAGCGCCGGCGGCAGCGGCAAUGGCGCCCGCGGCAGCGGCAGCGGCGGAAUCGCCGGAAUCGGCGACAGCUCCGGCGGUACCACCGGCAUCGACAUAUGGUUGCAGUUCUGUUGUUCCCAACCCGACACCGGACCCGUCACAUUCCCCGUCAUGGCGGCGUACGGCGGCGCGCCGCUCGCCGGCUCGGCGGCGGCGGCGCAACAGGCGCUGCUGGUGUCCCUCGCACUGCAGCAGUGGCUGCCGGCGCUUGUUAGGCUGGCGACGGUGAUGUGUACGAAUGUGUGCCGGAAGGCCAAGGAGAAAAUGGAUGAGGACGAGGACGAGGACGAGGAUGAGGAUGAGGAGCAGGAGGCGGGAGUGGCGGCAGGCAGGGGCGGGGCUGGAGAGGCGGCGCAAGCAACCGCAGCGCGGGACGACGACCCUGACCACGGCGCCGUCAGCAGCCUGCGGCUGUGCGCCGCUGUGCUGCGGCUGCUGACGCGGGUGGCCAUGCGGGCCGCUGCCCUCGCGCAGCGCGCAGCAGGCGCAGCAGGCGCAGCCGCAGCCGCCGGCCCGUCUUCCACGGCCGCCGCCCCGGCCGCGCGGGUUCCAGAUCCAGGUCCGGGUCGCGACCUGCAGGGCUGGCUGUCUGGCGUGCUGGACCCGUGCGCGGCUGGCCUGACCCAUAUCACCAUGGCCUUGUCGCCGCCCGUGCUGGCCCACACUGCCGCGGGCAGCGAGCUGGAGUCGGCGCUACUGGACGUGGUGCAGGCCUACGCCGUCGCCAAGCCGGCGGUUGCAAAGGAGCUGAUCAACGGCUUCCAGUUCCUGCUGGAGUUUGACACGUCGACGGAGCGCAGUACGGAUGCCAACGGCCGCGAGAUCAAGGUGCUCAAGCGCGAGCCCGAGAUGGUGCGGUUCUCGGACAUCCUGGCCGGCGCCGCCGGGCGCCAUCGGCGGCGGCCGCUGUCGGCCUUCAUCACGCGUGCGGUGGCGUCGUCGGGGCAGCUGAUGCUCCGGACGGUGAUGGAGGUGGGGCUGAGUGCACAGGAGGCGAAGCAGAUGAGCAGCGAGCUCACCGAGCUGCACGGCCAGGUGGAGGCCGCGGUGGCGGCCGACGCGGCGGUGCUGUGGCGGGCGCUUUGGCCGGAGGGCGGCGCGGGCGACUCGGACUGGCGGCGGCGGUGCGAGCGUGCGUGUAGCGCGUGGCUGCUGGCGCCAGAGGAGGUGCGGGCGCGGCUGCUGGAGGCGGGCGUGGUGAUGGGUGCCGCGGUCGAGGAUGCGGGUCCUGCUGGUGUCAGCGGCAGUGGCAGUGGCGGCAGCGCAGCCGCGGCGUCGGGCGGUCUGCUGUGCGGCAGUCCCAUCUGCACCCGCCUGCGCGGCCCCAGCGCGCUCGUCCCGCCGGGCGCCGGCGUGGGCUGCCCGCACUGCCGCCAGGUCACCUACUGCUGCGCCCAGUGCCGGCAGCAGCACUGGGGCACGGGGCGCCACGGCGAGUUUUGUGUGGGCGUGAAGGCGGCGGCGGGGAAGGACACGGCAGCAGCGGGCAAGCGGUACACCGCAAUGUCGUUUUUCACUUAGCGUGCUGUUUGGUUGCUCUGUGGUGGCUGUGCUUGUGCUUGAUAGCUGGACGCGACUGGACACAUGGCGGGCCAUGUACAAACCGACCCCGGCUAUGUCCGGGAGAUGAGGCAGACGCUUGCGGCCCCAGACUAGAGACGUGGCGUGGGCUCAGCCCACUUUUUCCUUGUUCGCUUAGCGUUGCAAACAGUAGCGUUAAUGUAUGCCUAGUUAACUUGGUAUGGCUGUGGUCCGGCUGCGUGGAGUGGAUAGGGGGCAUAGGGCUAAUUGGACAUGUGUGUGUCUGUGUGUGUGUGUGUGCGUGUGUGUGUGUGUGUGUGUGUGUGUGUGUGUGUGUGUGUGUGUGUGUGUGUGUGUGUGUGUGUGUGUGUGUGUGUGUGUGUGUGUGUGUCUGUGGUUGUGUGCUGCGCUGGACCGAGUGUGAUCGAAGACGCUAUAAAGGAAACGAAUGCGCACGAUGUGGCAGGCAGGACACGCACUGGGUGCACGCACGCAUUUGUGUAGACUCAUUCCGGGGCAGUGCCUGGGAGGGGAGGCUACUGUAGCUAUAGCUAGUUCGGCAGACCUUGGGUCUUUCACAAGUGUGUAGCUAGCUCGGCAGACCUUGGGUCUCCCACGAGCGUUUUGAACUGUGGUGAUGUGGACACGUGGUUGGCGAUCAGGCAGCAGGCUGGGAAUGCGUGUUUGACGGGGGCGGCCUUGUUCGGUCCCAGCCCUGACGCCGGCAAGGUGCAAAGCGAGCCGGCAGUGAGCUGUUCUGCAGGCGUAAACUGCAAGUGUGCGAGUGUGGGACCCGUGACUGCGGCCGCAGUGGAUUGCGACUGAACAGGUUUCAAAGCGUAGGGCCUGUGACUGCGCCUGCUAUUGCCGCGGAGCCGCUGGGGCUGGCACACAGCUCAAAGUACCCGCCCUGCCGCCCACACAAGGCGCGGCUGCUGUGAAGCUAGGCCGGGUGUGUACU